AUGCCACCGAGAGGAAAGAGAUCAAAGGUCGAGCAAGCAAGACACUAUCUAUCAGGCGGAGGAGUGCUUCGGGAAGAUUCUGAUGACGAGCUGGGAGUCGAUGACCUACCAUGGGAGUGGAUAUACAACGGCAAGGAGAUCACAGGCGCACGUACUGGACCCUUCGAAUGUCAGGUUGGCGAUGCAGUUCUGCUCAAAGCACCUGGAAGUGGUGAAGCAUGGGUAGCCAUCAUAUACGAGUUCUCCGAGGGGAAAGUCGAGGAUGACGACGGCGAUGUCACGAGCGAGAAGAAAGCCAGUAUGCUAUGGUUCUCGUCCGAGAAAGAGAUUAGGAGCAAGAAGAAGCGGAUAGACUUCUUGCCAAAUGAGUUAUAUCUCACAGCAAGUUUCGAUGAGAACCCGCUAUCCACGAUCAAUGGCAAAGGCUCGAUCCUCUCUUCUGAACAAUUCGAUCAGCGAUAUCCCACCGGCAAAGUACCGCGCACCUCGGAAGACUAUGGCAAGAUAUUCGUCUGUAGACGAGGAGCAAACACGAGGACUGCAACGUACACAGACGAAUUUGUAUGGGAAGAUAUAUACCGAGGACGCGAGGACUUGGACAACCUCGUGGAACUCGUGGAAACCCAGACAGUGAAGACAAGAAAGCGGAAAGCAUUGAAGAGCAUCAAAGAGCAAGAUCUUGAGGACUUCGUCAUUGGCAACGAAGAUGACGAAGAUCCACAAACACCACGCAAAAGGCGGAAAUUCGCUUCCGGCACACCUACACCAUCGAAAGCACGCACCCUUACACCACGCAAAUUCGCCACGCCGACCGGCCGGAAGAUAGUCACGAAGAAGGCAUUGGAAUUCACGCCGCUCGGAACAAGAUUGCUGCCCACCACCCAAACGCAAUCCUCUCCAUAUCAGCUCGCCCGGUCAACCCUCCACGUCUCAGCAGUUCCACACGCCCUGCCCUGCCGCGAAUCAGAAUUCGACACAGUCUACACCCACCUCGAAGCGGCCAUCACCGCCGGAACGGGUGCCUGUAUCUACAUUUCCGGCACACCAGGAACGGGCAAGACAGCAACGGUGCGCGAAGUGGUGGCGAGCCUCCAGGGCGCCGUGGCGGAAGAACAACUGGAUGAUUUCUACUUUGUCGAGAUCAAUGGCAUGAAAGUUACGGAUCCGCAUCAGUCGUACAGUCUGCUCUGGGAGGCACUGAAGGGUGAUCGGGUCAGCUCGGCACAUGCGUUGGAACUUCUGGAGCGGGAGUUCACCACACCGAGUCCUCGACGAGUACCGUGUGUUGUCUUAAUGGACGAGCUCGAUCAACUCGUCACGCGCAAUCAAGGCGUGAUGUACAAUUUCUUCAACUGGCCACAACUCCGACACUCUCGUCUCAUCGUCCUGGCGGUGGCAAAUACUAUGGACUUGCCUGAACGAACCCUCUCGAAUAAGAUCAGCUCAAGAUUAGGUUUGACGCGGAUUACGUUCCCAGGCUAUACGCACACGCAGCUUAUGACUAUCAUCCAGUCUCGACUCGAAGGCGUCGGGCAAGUGAUCGUGGAUCCGGAUGCUGUGCAAUUCGCCAGCAGGAAAGUCGCCGCGGUUUCUGGGGAUGCGAGACGAGCGUUGGAUAUUUGUCGUCGUGCUGUUGAGUUGGCUGAGCAGGAGACCUUGACGGCGGAAAGCCAAGGGAAGGAGAAUCAAGCCCCAGAUACCCCGAGCAAGACACCUGGACGGCAGAAACAGAGUGGCGGAUUAACACUGGCUCCCAAGCAAGGUAUCGUCACAAUCGCCACGAUCAAACGAGCUAUCAACGAAGCGACUUCGACGCCUUUGGCUGCAUACCUGCGAGCACUUCCGCUGGCUAGCAAACUCUUCCUCGCAGCUCUCCUCGCCCGCCUACGAAAGACGGGGAUAGUAGAGUCCACCCUCGCGGAUGUCGUAGACGAAGCGCGCUGUUUAGGCCUCACAUCUCAGAGUAAACACAUAGACAGCUACCUGUUGACCCCAGAACCGAUCUCUCACAUGGAGAAUGAACUCAGUACCACUGCUACAACCGGCACACCUCAGAAACGAGGUCGGCAAGCAGCGGUUCGGAAAGAACAGGAUAAACUUGCUCGACUGCUUGGGUUAGGCGUUGCGGCGCAGGAAUUGGCUGAGGCUGGUAUCGUGGGUGUUGAGGCUCGGCAUGGGGAUCGAGUCGGGAGGGUCAGAUUAGGUGUUAGCGAGGAGGAUGUAAGGGGUGCGUUGAGGGAGGAUGAGGAGUGUGCUGGGCUUGGGGUUGGUGGGUAG
Molecule: messenger RNA, 2277 nt
Organism: Recurvomyces mirabilis
Lineage: Eukaryota; Fungi; Ascomycota; Dothideomycetes; Mycosphaerellales; Teratosphaeriaceae
Gene: ORC1
Product: Origin recognition complex, subunit 1
Exons: 1
Coding region: 1-2277 (758 amino acids)
Biological process (GO): mitotic DNA replication checkpoint signaling; DNA replication initiation
Cellular component (GO): nuclear origin of replication recognition complex
Molecular function (GO): DNA replication origin binding; ATP binding; chromatin binding
Source: RefSeq, a predicted model, not a curated record